Durusdinium trenchii is the source of this 1170-nucleotide messenger RNA. Lineage: Eukaryota; Dinophyceae; Suessiales; Symbiodiniaceae. The record is from the annotation of a GenBank genome assembly.
GCGACAGCAGUAGCGCCUAGCGCCUCCAUCCGCUGUUCUUCACGGCUCAAGAACGCGAGCCCGACAGCGCUCCACUGGGCACGAGAGCCCUGCGCCUCGGCCCGGCUAGCGCGGCCUUCCCUGAUGGGUUGUGCCUCCUCUGCAGCGCUACCUCGGGAACCUCCGCAGGUGGCUCCGCCGAGCCCACCAUACAUUCCGACAGAUCAGAAUCCACAGAGCGCCCAGUCCGCAGGGCCUCAGCCGAGCGCCAGGGAAGGAGGUGCACUGAAGACUGCACCCUUGGUGCGGAGCUUGGUGUCGCUGCGAAGGGACACCUGCUCUGUGGUUCAAGAAGACUCAGGACAGUGGUUUCUCAAAUUUGAGUUUGGGUCGCUGGCGACCGGCACUGCGACUGCUUCCUUUCUGGCCACUGUCGAGGAGGCGGAACAUCCCGCCUCCGUGCCAACGCCCUCAGCGUCGUCUACGGCCUCACUGCGCUUUGCAGCGGAGCGCCGGCAAUCCGGGCGGCUCUUCCUGUCUGCAGACCUCCCUGAAAGUCUGCGAAGCUUCGAUACGCAGGGUGGGCAUCAUGUAGUGCUUGACCUGCAAGCAGAUAGCGAGGACCCCUCGGCCGUGACGCGGCAGCGGAGCUUCUUGCGCCUCUCACCCGAAGGGGGCGAGGUGCAUGUUGAGAAGCAGCUCGUGCAAUGUGGGAACAUCAUUCGACCCUUGGAUGCGCUCUACGGCACCCUGCCGAAUCCAAGGAGCUCCAAAGCAGCUGAGAAGGCAGAUGAAGGCGGCGACUGUGUAAUUUGUCUCUCGAAUCCCCGAGAGGUUGCCAUACUGCAUUGUCGGCACGUGUGCCUCUGCACCAGCUGCGCCAAAGUCACCUCAUCCACGUGGUCCUUUCAGUGUCCUGUCUGCCGGGGUCGAGUGGCCGCGAUGGUGGGUCUCAGAGACGACAGCAUUCAACCACAACCGCCUCAUGCACUCUGAGUUUCACAAAAAGCAUCCAGAUAGAGUCACGGUUUCGUGCUUGAAGCUAUGUACUGAAAGACUGUGCGUACCACUAGAAUAUCAAGUUCCUUUUGCCUGACACUCCUGCGGCUGAACAACCUCGUGGAGAGCACCAGCAGUUGUGCCAGAGUUCUUUCUUUACACCCUGCAGCAGCCUUUGCACCUGGAGCUGGA